This is a messenger RNA of Encephalitozoon intestinalis ATCC 50506, 1089 nucleotides long. Its product is annotated as GTP1/Obg developmentally regulated GTP-binding protein. The transcript has a single exon. Gene Ontology annotation, molecular function: GTP binding; GTPase activity. Bases 1 to 1089 code for a protein of 362 amino acids. Gene Ontology annotation, cellular component: cytoplasm. The record is from RefSeq and is a predicted model, not a curated record. Lineage: Eukaryota; Fungi; Microsporidia; Unikaryonidae. Gene Ontology annotation, biological process: cytoplasmic translation.
AUGAACGUCUUGGACAAGAUUAGGGAAAUAGAGGCUGAGAUGGCAAGAACCCAGAAGAACAAGGCCACAAGCAAUCAUUUAGGGAUUCUGAAGGCAAAGCUGGCCAAGCUGAGAAGAGAGCUAAUAUCUGCACCGAAGUCUGGAUCGUCAGGAGAAGGAGGGUUUGACGUUGGAAAGACAGGGAUAGCAAGAGUCGGUUUUGUGGGAUUUCCGAGUGUUGGAAAGAGCACUCUUAUGUCUAGGCUAACAGGGACCUUCAGUGCGGUUGCUGCAUACGAAUUCACUACACUAACAACAGUUCCUGGAGUGCUGAGCUACAACGGAGCAAAGAUACAGAUCCUCGAUCUUCCGGGAAUAAUUGAGGGGGCAAAGGACGGAAAAGGUAGGGGAAAGCAAGUUUUGGCUGUUGCAAGAACAUGUUCGUUGAUUAUAGUAUGCCUGGAUGUUCUUAAGCCUGUGUCCCAUAAGGCGGUGAUUGAGAGGGAGCUUGAAGGAGUUGGAAUCAGACUCAAUAGGCAGCCUCCAAAAAUUAAGAUAACAAAGAAAGAAAAGGGAGGAGUUUCAUUAAUUGGAGACAGCCUGGAUGCUGCUACGGUAAAAGCUGUUCUUGGGGAGUUCAGAAUGUCAAAUGCAGAAGUUAUAACAAAUGGGCCGUGCACAAUCGAUGAUCUCAUUGAUGUGAUUGAAGGAAAUAGGAAGUAUGUUCCUUGCAUAUAUGUACUGAACAAGAUUGACUCGAUCAGUGUAGAGGAAUUGGAUCUACUUUAUAAGAUCCCCCAUUCUGUCCCAGUGUGUGCAAACUUGGGGUGGAACUUCGACUCACUUCUAUCCAAGAUGUGGGACUAUCUUGAUCUUGUAAGGAUAUACCCAAAGCCAAAAGGGGAGCCUAUCGACUACGAAGAGCCUGUUAUUCUUAAGAGUAGCAAGAGGAGUGUGGCGGACUUCUGCAAUGCAAUACAUAGAGGGAUUCUUGCCAAAUUUAAACAUGCAUUGGUAUGGGGGACCUCGGUCAAACACAAUCCACAAAAGGUUGGGAAGGAGCACAUCCUAAACGAUAGUGAUGUGGUCCAGAUUGUCAAGGGUGUCUGA